AUGGAGCAUGUAAACAACACCCCUCUAGAUGCCGAUGUGCCAAAGGUCACUGGUCGAAAAGCUGCCAGGUCUCUUCGUCUCUUCCGAGGCGACGCCAGAUCGCUGGAUCCGCUUGUGGAUCUUGAUGGUCAGGAUGAUGUGAAUAAGACGUCUGCCGACGACUCCGUCGCUGCGGCCGCUAGAGAAUUGGCUCCGCUCAAAACAUCGCCAUCUGUGAAGAAUAGCGUGCUGCCCAUGGCCGCCGCCGCCAUUUCUGCUAUCACCGACCGUCUGUCUUCGGUCUCGACACCAGAUAGCGAAAGAGCAGACGCACAUCGUCCUAUGCUCGAGCCUGUGUCGCUGGCCACUUACUUUCCCCAUACUCCUGUUAAAGACGAUCAUCCAACCGUCGUAGAUGACAACACAGAUACAACGCUCCAGCACCUCAUGGCCGACUUGGAAUUUGACCAUAGCUCCCAUGGUGGCAUCACUAAAAUCAAAAUGCAUAAGGACGAGGCAAAGCCUGAAAACAGCCAUGUGACAUUCCACACCCAACCAGCUCCAACCGCUGAUUCCGUGGCCAACGAAGCAUAUCCGUUAACCGUAGAACUUCGGCCAUUCAAGAACAAGGUGGGCGGACACACCGCCAUUUUCCGUUUUAGCAAAAAGGCUGUUUGCAAAGCAUUGAUGAACAGAGAAAAUCACUGGUACGAGGCUGUGGAACGUAAGCAUUUAGAACUCAUUAAGUUCAUGCCCAAGUAUAUCGGCGUGUUAAACGUUCGCUACUCGUCUUUGGUGUCGGAGGAAUCCUUGUCUCCCAACUUAGGUCCAACGUCCGAUGCAUUCGAUAAAAAGCUGACAAUCACUCGCAGACCAUCACUCCCAGAUUACAACAAACCUCAUAGUAGGGUCCGUCUUCCUGAGGAUGGCCGUCCUCCUGAAGUCUCCUUAGAUGACAAUCGCCAUAUUAUUCCUGAUCUUCUUUGGAAGCAGUACUCCAACAGUGCACCCAACUCAAGUGCCCUUGAAGAUUUCUCGGGCUCGUCUCCAAAGCACCUCACUGAUCAAAACACCGAAAGUGCCGAAUAUGAUGAUUUCAGUAUCGGCUCUACUUCGGUCAACACCGAUUUGCAAGCCCAAGUGAUCCAAGAAGUGUUCGUUCCACAGGGCCGCAAGUCUGAUGACAUAUUCGAAAUGGAUGAUGAAGAGGCAAUUAGAGGGUCCGGCAGUGACGAGACCACAGAAACAGAACGUGGUCACGAAGAUUGUCACGCUGGAAAACUCUCCCCUGUUCUCCGCAAACAUACCCGAUUUGAACGCUUCAUACUUCUCGAAGACUUGACAGCAGACAUGCAAAGACCAUGUGCUUUGGACUUAAAGAUGGGCACGCGUCAAUAUGGAGUUGAGGCUAAUGAUCGUAAACAGGCUUCCCAGAGGAAGAAAUGUCUGCAGACCACUAGCAGAGAACUUGGAGUCCGUGUGUGUGGACUCCAGGUUUGGGACGAAAAACACCAAAGAUACUACAUGCGUGAUAAGUACUUCGGAAGACGCUUGCGGAGCGGCAUGCCGUUUGCCAAAAUUUUGGCAAAGUUUCUCUACGAUGGCACAAGUGCAUACUCGGUGGUUGUGAAGAUUCCAAGUAUCAUCAAGCAAUUACGUGAACUUUACGGUGCGUUUGAAAAAUUGAAUGGGUAUCGAAUGUACGGAUCGUCCGUGCUUUUGAUGUACGAUGGUGCCAACCAGUCGCAGGACAGAGGCAUCAGUGUCCACAUCAUUGACUUUGCACAAAGCGUGAUCGGAGAGGACGCAUCCAACUCUCACUACUCGCGACCACCCAAGUACCCAGAAUUGCCAGAUAUGGGGUACCUCCGUGGACUCAAGUCGUUGAUUCGGUACUUCAAGGAUAUAUUCCAGAUCAUCACCGGACAAGAUUUUGACGCUUUGACCGAUGUGAGUGAAUAUGUUGAAAACAAUAAGGAAGAGUUGGCAGAGGCAUGCUACUGGAUUGGCGCAUAUGCUGAGGACAACGACGAAGGUGACGAAGUACAUGAGGAAUCGACACAAGCAGAUCAGGGCCAGGAUCCAUUUGACAAACACUAUGACAUCAAUGACGAUGAGACAGGCAUCUCAGACUAG
Sungouiella intermedia is the source of this 2115-nucleotide messenger RNA. The record is from the annotation of a GenBank genome assembly. Lineage: Eukaryota; Fungi; Ascomycota; Pichiomycetes; Serinales; Metschnikowiaceae.